GUGAGAAUACAUCUCACUCACUCUCCGUCUCCUCCUACACACGCCGCCGCAUAGUACCUCACCGGGUCACCCCGGAGCGGCUACAAGGUUUCGGCUUCCGGCUUAAAGGCUUUAACACCCACCUACAACGUCGUUAUCCUCAAGGGCGUGCUCGAAAGACUUCCGUUCUCCAGCCGGGGAGGCAGUAUGAGUCGGUGUUGUUGCGGGAUAGAUCGCUGGGACUCGCGACGGAGAUCCGCCGAGAGAUCCGGGACCGACGUUUCGCGGAUCUGAGAACCGGAAAUCGCCAGGAAGGAUGACGGUGUGAGGAAGAAAUCCGAUCUGUCCGCGCUGGUCACACGUGAUAACACGCGACACGGAGGUGCUUUUAUCGUCGUUUUGCGACGACAACCGGGGCAAUCGUCCAAGGCAAUUCGGGAUUUCGAUAAGACCUCGCUCGAGAUGUCCGAGGUCCGUGCUUCUCGUCGACGGGGUAACCAUGCCGAGCUCUCCUCCCCCUUCUCCCCUUGCUCUCGCUAGAGGUAAUACCGAUGCAAUUAGCGCGUCGAUGGUAAUUGACACCUCGUAGCGAGAGAAAGAAAGCGUGUGUAAAGUGUAACAAAGUGCGGAGAAUUGUUCCCUCUCCGGGCCCCCCUUGAGGGUGGUUCCGUUCACCGGCUGUUUAUUCACGAGCACGCGCGCGAUGUCGCAACGAAGAAUACCGAGAAGGAGAGAUCCACUUUCCCUGAGGACGCGAACAGAAUUGUCGCUGAGCGAAUACGCCCAACAGCAGUCGUUCAACAGCAGGUCAAUGCAACCUCUCAAAUUCAUCGAGAUCAAAGGUUGCAAGGAUGAUCCGGAUAUAUGCGGAGAGGAUGCAGCUUGCCGCAUCAAAGGCAACACAUCGGAGUGCAUCUGCCCUCACGAUUUGUCCCUACCUACAGUGGACUUGAAAUGUCCGAUACGAUCAAUCGUUCCUGCGACGCCUCGUCCUAUACAUAACAUAAUACCACCAAGUAGCUAUAAUCCAAACAGUACGACUGAGCUCCCGGAGGCCGAAGAGGUAGAAGGAUCUAUCUUGAGGCCCAAAGUACCUGAAAUAAUAGGGAUAGCUGUAGCUUUCGCCGUGGUAAUUAUGAUUAUAUUGGGUAUCGUGUACUGCGUGAGAAGACGAACUUACAGCGUCAAGUCGCAGAGAAAUUCUUUGGAUGGCACCCCGAUCAACCUGAAGAAAGGACUGUUAUUACCGAACAAAUACACACCGAAUCCUCAAUACUUCAACUGCACCUCGCCGGAAGUCUCGAUCAUACAACGCGACACUCUCGCCUUCCUGGACGACAUCGGCGAAGGAUGCUUCGGCAAGGUUUACAAAGGUGAAUGGCACAAUGGAGACACGAAGGAGAUCGUCGCGGUGAAGGUGCUGAAGGAUACCGCGACGCGCGAAACCGAGGAGGACUUUAUGCGAGAAGUGGACAUCAUGUCCACGUUCAGUCAUACGAACAUCUUGUCGCUGAAGGGGGUGGUGCUUCGAGACGCCGCCAGCAGCCCGUGCAUGGUGUUCGAGUACAUGCCGCACGGCGACCUCGCCAAAGUGCUGCGAGCGAACUCACGGCAGUUGAGGUCACCGAACUGCGGACUGCAGUCGUUAACGAUGGAUUCCCUACACUGGAUAUCGAUUCAGGUCGCAGCCGGCAUGACUUACCUGUCGGCGCAGCGAUUCGUGCAUCGCGAUCUGGCGUGCCGAAAUUGCCUGGUCGGCUCGGACCUGAUCGUGAAGAUCGCCGAUUUCGGCAUGUCGCGAGACGUCUACACGUGCGACUAUUACAAGAUCGGAGGGACGCGUUUGUUGCCGGUUCGGUGGAUGUCGCCGGAGAGCGUGAUGUACGGGCGCUUCACCCUGGAGACCGACGUCUGGAGUUUCGGCGUCGUCCUCUGGGAGGUCUUCUCCUUCGGCAAGAUACCUUACUACGGCCAUAGCAACGAAGAGGUUCUGAAGCUCAUACGACAAGGGAUCGUCCUGACACCGCCGGACGAGUGCCCGCCCCUCGUUUGCGAGAUAAUGCGCGACUGCUGGCAGAGCAAGCCGCAGGACCGAAUCAGAUUCCCCGAUAUUCUGGAAAGGCUGGAGAAGGCGCAUGGCAAACUGAUGCAGCAAGGCAGCACCCUGCCCAGACCGCCGCAAGGUCCAGUUACGAUACGCACUCCGGACGUCUUGGAUCCGGACGGUUACUUGCUUCCCGCCCCGGCGGUCCCCCAUGAGUAUCUGCAAACCCUUCCGGCCCUGUCCGAAUGACGGGGAUGACGU
Messenger RNA from Dinoponera quadriceps, 2284 nucleotides. Its product is annotated as tyrosine-protein kinase transmembrane receptor Ror-like. Gene Ontology annotation, biological process: cell surface receptor protein tyrosine kinase signaling pathway; multicellular organism development; protein phosphorylation. The transcript has 9 exons. NCBI's taxonomy places the organism in Eukaryota, Metazoa, Arthropoda, Insecta, Hymenoptera, Formicidae. Gene Ontology annotation, molecular function: ATP binding; neurotrophin binding; neurotrophin receptor activity. Gene Ontology annotation, cellular component: axon; signaling receptor complex. The record is from RefSeq and is a predicted model, not a curated record. The coding region runs from base 683 to 2272 and encodes 529 amino acids.